UUCCGGCACCUGGCACGUGUGCGUUGGUGUGCGCAAGUUGGCGUAAGUGCAUUGUGUUUUGUGGUUGUGUCUGGCCAUAUCGGCGGUCUUGUGUGGCACGUGGUCGCAAGAAUCUGUGGCCGCACCAUGAAGGCGAAGCGUGGUGGUAAACCUGUCAAACUGUCGGAAAAGGUCAACCCUUUUGAGGUGAAAGUGAACCGUCAAAAACACGAUGUGCUUGGUAGAAAGUCGAAAAGCGAUCGCGGUCUCCUUGGUGUUUCUCGAAACAAGGCGAUCAAGAAGCGCAAGGCGACUCUACUCCAAGAGUAUGUCUUGAGGAACAAAUCAAGCACCUUCAUGGACAAACGGAUCGGUGAGUUCGACGCUGCCAUGAAUCCUGAUGAUAAGAUGGCAGCACGACUUGCCCAGGAGCGCAAAAUUUCACAGAAGAAAAACGUAUUCAGUCUCAAUGAGGAGGAAGAGUUAACGCAUCUUGGCAAGUCUAUCAACGACAUGGAAACUCACGACGAUCCCCGCAGUGACGACGAAGAUCUCUAUGACAAGGUAGGCCGGGACUUCACCGAAAAGACAAAUUUCGGCGGAUUUCUCACGAAAGCCGAUCCCAAUAGCGAUGCUGCAAAAUCGCGACGAGAUGCCAUUGAGCAGCUCAUCGCAGAGUCAAAGAAACUAAAGUACGAGAGGCAAGUCGAGAAAGACGAGAACUUUGAGCUUACAGAAAAGCUCGAUAAAGACUGGAAGGAAUUCCAGAGUCUUCUAGCUGGCUCCAAGAACAAGAAGAGCGCCGCAGAAGAGGCCAGCACGGACGACUAUGACGUGCUGGUAAAGCAGCUGAAGUUUGCGCCUUUGGCUGGACAGGCUUCCGAAAGGGUGAAAACAGAAGAUGAGAAAGCGAAAGCUGAGAAAAAACGACUGGAGAAGCUGGAACAAGAAAGAAAAGCCAGAGCUCAGGGUACCGAAGCGAAAAAGGACGCAAAUAAGAAACAACUAGCCUCCGCUGACGAUUUGGACGACAGCUUUUACAAGCGCGAGCGCAUCACUGAAACCACGAAGCAAAGUGAUAGCGACGAGGACGAGUUUGAGGAAACAGACCGUCUCACUGGUGUCGAGUCAAAAGAUGAGAGUGACGUGAGCGCUGGUUCAGACUCUGAGGGAGGGGAUGAAGAUAGCUACGCCGACUUGGAGUCAGACAAAGAAGCUAGUAGCGACAACGAAGAGCUGAAAGACGACACUGACAAUGUGACAGACGCCAACAAAGCUUCUGUACCUGUCAAAGAUGAAAAUCGGAUAUCUGAAAAGCACGUUAAACCAAAAGAAAUGGACGCCGUCAAGAAGAAGUCAACAAUUGCUGAUGUACCUGACACCGAGGAAGAGUUUUCAAGGUUGGUGGAAAAAAAGACUGCCUGUGAAAAGGCUGCUCUUAUCGAGCAUAUGAUUAAGAACAGUCAGGGGAGUUGCAAGAAGCUUGAGAGGCUCUUUGUGUAUCUUCUUCAGCACAUCAGCGACAUAGCAGACACUGACAUUCACGUGGUGGACAAACUGUGUCCUCACAUUUACUCUCUGGUUCAGCUUUCCCCAACAGUGUGCGGCCAGUUCCUUUUGGAUGUAAUAUCCGAAAAAGAGGAAGAACUUCAAAACCUUUUGAGUGGAAAGGGCAGAUUUUCAGUGUCUUUCCCAAGUUUUAGCACGCUUGUUUUUUUAAAGCUUAUAGGGCAGUGCUACUCUGCUUCAGACUUCUCACACAUGGUUGCCACUCCAGCAAUGCUUUUUGCAAGUCACCUGCUCACUUGUUGUGGACUUAAGAAGCCUGUGGACUUUCUACGAGGCAUCUUUGUAGCCAAUGUUUUUCUCGAGUAUGUGUCAUACUCAAGGCGCUUUUCACCAGAGCUCCUGGCCUUCUUGGCACAGCUUCUUUCCCACAAUGCUUUGAAGCUUAAAGAUGAGGGAAAUGCAGUAGCUGUGGAUGAAAGUGAGCUGAAGCUUCCCUUGAAAGCAUUGGGAAGCAGCGAGGUAGAAAUGACUGAGGACCUGAAGCUGAAGAUUGUUCAUGCUGGUGUCAAGCUCGUUGAAAGGUGUGCAUGCUUGUACGAGACACUACCUUCGUACAGGGAGUUGUGCGAUUCCUUGAUAGCCGUAUGCCAGAAGCUUACAGAAUCUGCUUACCCAGAGAGCCUGAGAGCUGUCAUAGGGAACACGCUGUCCAAGCUUAGUUGCAAGAUUGAACGCAAGCCACUGAAGCCAAGCAAAAAACCACCACCAAUGAAACCACUUUUGGAGCCUAAGUUCAGCAUGAAGUUUGAUGGUCGCAAGCACUUCUCCGGAGGUGAGAAGAAAGUAGAAUUGAAGAAGCUCAAUUAUCAGUACAAGAAGGAAAUGAAGGGAGCCAUGCGAGAAGUGCGUAGGGACAAUCAGUUUUUGGCUCAGCAUAUCCUCAAGGAACAAAUGGCAAAGGAUGCAGAACGUAAGGAGAAGGUGAAGCGCAUUUACAAAGAGCUUGCAAGCCAGGAAGGUGAAUACAAAGCCCUUGAAGAGGAAGAAAGAAAAACUGUCAAAUCGCAUGUAAAUAAUACCUUAGGUAUUGUGUGUAAUAUAUUCCGCUUGUAUUUACCAAUUCACAUGUAAAUAUAAGAACAUGCUCAAAA
Rhipicephalus sanguineus (brown dog tick) is the source of this 2639-nucleotide messenger RNA. Its product is annotated as nucleolar protein 14. The transcript has a single exon. Lineage: Eukaryota; Metazoa; Arthropoda; Arachnida; Ixodida; Ixodidae. Gene Ontology annotation, cellular component: nucleolus; Noc4p-Nop14p complex; small-subunit processome. Bases 127 to 2619 code for a protein of 830 amino acids. The record is from RefSeq and is a predicted model, not a curated record. Gene Ontology annotation, biological process: maturation of SSU-rRNA.